Molecule: messenger RNA, 3640 nt
Organism: Centruroides sculpturatus (bark scorpion)
Lineage: Eukaryota; Metazoa; Arthropoda; Arachnida; Scorpiones; Buthidae
Product: inactive tyrosine-protein kinase transmembrane receptor ROR1-like
Exons: 8
Coding region: 168-2897 (909 amino acids)
Biological process (GO): positive regulation of kinase activity; multicellular organism development; cell surface receptor protein tyrosine kinase signaling pathway
Cellular component (GO): membrane; signaling receptor complex
Molecular function (GO): protein binding; ATP binding; transmembrane receptor protein tyrosine kinase activity
Source: RefSeq, a predicted model, not a curated record
GCGCGGAGAAUGGAACGAUCCGACGGUUGCUAGACAACUCGUACCGACUAGUCGCCAGUUGCCGAAGCGAUGAGUGGAGGAGCCACGACGGGAACCGACAACUUAGCCUUUAUUGCACGUUCAGGUGUGUUUGGUUAGACAAAUGGAAAGGUGACACAAGAAAAAAGAUGUCUCCUCAUGCCAUCUUUAUUUUAGCACUGUUAACAUGUAGCGUCACCGGACAGGAUUUAUUAAAAAGUGCACAAACUUCGAAAACACCAGAAGAAUUACGUAAGAAACUACGAAUGUCAAGCAAAUCCUUCAUAUCAGAGAUAAGAGAAGGCGAAACUGUUGAACCGUCAGAGGAUUUCGAAGACAAUGCAGUUGUUAUAACCCCAAUUCCAGGCGAUUCAGAGAAAGCAACCUUUGGAAGCAGUGGAGAGUUGGACUCUACGGCUCAACUACAGAUGAUUCGAUCCUUGAUCAACGUUACCAAGGAAACUGGCGAGAGCAUCAAGAUGAGGUGCGAAAUACGUUCGAGCGUGGAGCCUCAUAUAGUCUGGUACAAAAACGAGGCACCUCUAGAGGCCGAGAAGGGAAAAUUGGAAGUUAGAAAGUACUCUUCAGAAUCCGGUCAUUACGGGUCACGUUUGAGGAUAGUGGACCUCGAUACACACGACACUGGCUAUUACAAAUGUGAGGCUUCCAUUGAUCAACACAGAGUGGAGAGUUCUGGAAUUUUAAUCGUGAAAGCCGGUCGAGUGAAACCUGCUGCUACAAUCCCCAACUUUGCUCCAGUGUUCCCUCAUUUUCCUGCCUUGGGUGGAAACUUACCAGAAGUGAAAGAGAAUGGCGUGGAAGGAUUUUGUCAGCUCUAUCGAGGUGUGACUUGCUCUCAAUUUAUAGGUAACAAAACUGUUUAUGUCAAUUCGCUCUAUAGUCUGAGCAAGAUGGAAGAGAAGCUGACUGCGGCGUUUACGGUCAUUGCUACCUCGCAUGAUGUGUCCGACGAAUGUAAUAAAUAUGCCAUCCCUUCUCUGUGUUUCUUUGCCUUUCCUCUGUGUGAUGAAAAUGUUCAGCACCCCAUGCCUAGACAAGUCUGUAGAGAUGAGUGCGAAGUAUUAGAAAGUAUCAUCUGCAGAAUGGAAUAUUCCAUUGCAAAGAGGCACCCACUGCUCGGCCAGAAGAAAAUUUUGCCAGUCUGCGAAGAGCUGGCGCCGGUUGGAUCAAAGGAGAGUGAAAAAUGUAUGCGUUUGGGUGUUCCUAGUGCAAUACAAGUAAAUCGAGAACAUACCUGUUAUGAAGGAAAUGGAGAGCAUUAUCGAGGAACUAUGUCUCAGACCGCUUCGGGUCUUAAGUGCCAGCACUGGAGUCAUCAGAUUUUCUUCCGCACCGCCGAUUAUCCAGAACUAGUAGGCGGUCAUAAUUACUGUCGUAAUCCUGGCGGAAUGGAGUCGCAGCCCUGGUGUUUUACUACCGACCCCGAAAUUAGAAAAGAGAUCUGCAAUAUUCCCCAAUGUGUUGAUUAUUUAUGGCUGUACAUCCUGCUUCCAAGUAUCGCAUCGGUGGCGUUUAUCGGAUUGGUCCUGGGAUUGUGGUGCGUUCGUCAGAGAAACAAGCCGUCUCCCCCUCCAGCUAAAAGUGCCAAAUUACCAUCUCGACCACUGAGCCAACAGGGACAACACCAACAGAUGGAAAUGAAAGCUUUAAUACCACGCACACAAUUGAGAGUACCAGAAAUUCCCUUAACAUCUGUAAGAUUUCUACAAGAAUUAGGUGAGGGUGCUUUUGGUAAAGUCUACUGUGGUGAGUUACUGGGUGCUCAUGGUAAUGGUAGCAUCACACCUGUAGCCAUUAAGACACUCAAGGAAAAUGCUACUUUGAAGACGCAACAAGAUUUUCAACGUGAAGCAGAAUUAAUGUCUGAUUUACAGCAUCCAAAUAUUGUUUGCCUAUUAGGUGUGUGUACUAAAGAAGAACCCAUGUGCAUGCUAUUUGAAUACAUGUCUCAAGGAGAUCUUCAUGAAUAUUUAAUAAUGCAUUCUCCACGAUCUGAUGUUUCUGCCAGUAGUGAAGACGGAACACCACAGAUCUUGGAUUUGCCAGAUUUUCUGCAUAUUGCUAAACAGAUUGCUGCUGGUAUGGAGUAUUUAGCAAGUCAUCAUUAUGUACACAGAGAUCUUGCAGCACGAAAUUGUUUAGUAGGAGAUAUCUUAACAGUCAAAAUAUCAGAUUUUGGACUUUCUCGUGAUAUCUAUUCUUCCGACUACUACAGAGUUCAGUCUAAGUCACUUCUUCCCGUUCGCUGGAUGCCGCCAGAAUCAAUCUUGUAUGGGAAAUUUACAACCGAAAGUGAUGUGUGGUCAUUUGGAGUCGUUCUUUGGGAAAUAUUUAGUUAUGGACUACAGCCAUAUUAUGGCUACAAUAAUCAGGAAGUAAUUGACAUGAUACGUUCACGUCAACUACUGCCUUGUCCCGAUGACUGUCCAGCACAUAUUUAUGCAAUGAUGGUGGAAUGCUGGCAUGAGAUACCUUCUCGCAGGCCAAGUUUCAAAGAGUUGCAUGCCCGACUGUGUUCAUGGCAGGCAAUGCAUGUGAGAACCCUUAGCCUGAGCCAGUCGGUCAGUACUCAUAAUGGCAGCCAGCAUAGUAGCACAGGUCCUAGUAACAAUACUGGAUCUACCAAUUUGAGUACUGCCACACCCACAGUUCUGCCUCUGGCAGCAUUCCAGCAAUCAUCGAUUGGUGCUUCGCCUAGUCAGUUCAAGAUGAAUCAUAAUGUGGGAACAAACAUUCCUACCGGAGAUCAGUUAACAUUAAUAACUGGCAACAGACCUGGUACGCCCGUAGUGAGACAGGUCCAAUCAUCGUUAAUCCCACCAUAUCACAUAACAGAUGGUAAGAUUUCAAAAGUAUGAAAGAAAUGAAUGUUUAAACGUAAAUGAAGUUGCACAAAAUCCUGUGAAACUGUUUUCAGUUAAUUUCUUUGCAAUCACCGAUGAUCCCUGCACAAAUCACACCUUUCCUUUUUACCAGUGUGUGUCUGACAAUUAAUCGAAUGUAUAUAAUGACCGUCAUGGACCAUAUCAUGCGGCGUGCCGCUGCUUCGACUCGGAUCAUAAUGAGAAUAACUCGGUUCAUUUCGUUCUUAGCCCGAGUACUAUUUUAUUGAAAGGUUUCUGGUUUUAUUGUUUGCAAAAUGUACAGCUCAACCUCUGUGCCUUUAGUUUACGGAAACUUUUUUCUCCAGAAAUAGCAUUCUAGAUCACUUUUAAUCCAUUUUAAAUUUAGAUAUGGUUCAGCUGUAUACAUAAGAAUGACGACAAUAAAAAUAUUAACACUAAAAAAAACAACAAACCUAAGAUCAAAACAAAAAAAAAAAGAAACCAAAAUAUUUUAUAUCAGUGUUCUCAUAUUGUGUUGAUUGUAACAUUUUCCAUUUUUAUAUAUCAUUGUGUUGUUAUUGAUUGCUUGUGGUAAACUGUAAAUUUUUUUCCGGUUGGACUGCCAAUUUUUGUAAAGUGUAUUGUCACAUUGUUCGCAGCCAUUGUGGCUAGUCAUGUUUUAUGCUGUCAGACCAAAGGUGUGGUUAAUUUUGGUGCGGUAUCUACUAUAGAUUGUGUAUGUUAAUUUUUGCUUGUGGAAUAAAUAAUUCAUCAUG